GAAGAAGAGAAGGAUGAGGAAGAAGUUCAGUCGUGGGUCGUUAUUCGAUUAUAGAAUCAUGGUUUUUGAAAGAUGUGCACUAUUACCAGCGAUCGUAAUCGUUAUUUGUUUAGAUGUAUCUUCUAUAGCUGCUACUGCCGCUGCUGUUGCGUGGAAUCCAAAAACAUCUAGAUUAUACAUGGGUAGUUAUAACUUAGACAAGGGACCAGUAUUCUACGAGGCGUACUAUCCGAACACUCGUGACGCUGAGGACAAACGUUACUUCGAUCAAAACACGGUAUUAGAAACGAGUUUUCAGGUGCCCUUCGAAGGCAUCGCGCAAUCGGAAACUGCAAAUCACCCUGUUACGAUUAAUGAAUCAUUCGUCAUUGUGGAUAACGAGAUUUUACCGAGAAAUCAAUGGAAAUUGAUGGGAUCUCGACGCAAUUAUGAUCCUGCGAAUCAACUCGCAUCUCUCUCCAACGAACGUUCAAUGAUUACCGAUGAUAAGAAUUCGCAAGUUGCGAAUAUCGAAAAAAUUUCCAAACUCAUUAGAAGAGCCAUUUCCCGUGAUCUAGAGAAUUGGAACACUCUUGAAGAAUAUCUCGAUCGUACUGUCCAUCGACCUCAGGCACCUCAGCUGGAAAUUAAUAAAAAUGAAGAAGGCGGUAAUUAUAUGUUUCCAGUAAAUCGUAAAUUCGUCGAGAUGGAUUCGUCGAAACGGUCGAGUUUUGAGGCGUCGUCACCUCGAAAAUUGGAUGUGCGUAAUGCAAAAGAACAGCCUACAUAUUUUGAAGAAGUCGAUACGAGUGGAAGUACAAGCGGAAUGAGUAUCAGCGGGACAAAAGCUGCUGUCGCUGCUGAUAUACGACCACCGAUCGAUAUUUCCGACUCAUUACCUCCAGAGAACAUUUUUCAACCACGGCCUCAGUUGGUUAAAUACACGUUUUUCAAGAGACCAAUGUCCUCGCGACUCGACGAACAAAAUGAGAAGCCGGUGAAGCCGAUCGAGCAGUCUACACCACGAACUUACGGUGACAAUCUCAUUCGUGAAGAAAUCACCGAUAAUAACCGCGAUAAAAUAAGAGAAAAUGUUAAAGUAACGUCUAUCGAAAUAAGCGAACAACCGCGACAUAAAACGCGUCAUCAUCAUGGUGAAUUCCCUUAUCGUCAUCGCUCACAAUCCGCUGCUUAUCCGACCGUCUCAUAGAAACAAAAUGUAUGUAAUUUUAAUUAUUAGAUUUAGGCACGGUUGCACCAACAUUACUUGAUUUUAAGCGAGACUUAAAACUCUAUCUAUCUCGUAUUAAAACCGAAAGAGAGAUAGAAA
Molecule: messenger RNA, 1309 nt
Organism: Cyphomyrmex costatus
Lineage: Eukaryota; Metazoa; Arthropoda; Insecta; Hymenoptera; Formicidae
Exons: 3
Coding region: 14-1189 (391 amino acids)
Source: RefSeq, a predicted model, not a curated record